AUGGACGCAGAAUACCUGGAACUCAAAGACGUCCACGAUCUCAUGCUUCCCAAAGCCGCAGAAUAUGCACAAGAUUUUCUCGAGGAUGGUGUUCUUCUCAGAGAUGCUGUCGUCGCUGAGCUGCAGCGUGAAGGGCAGGAGGUGGAGAUAGAGAAUCACGAUGACUUGAUCAACGGUCGAGGAGAUAAUCCGGUGAAAUAUUCUCAGGCAAAGGCUCUGGUGAUUGAAAUGGUUCAGAAGACUAUCAUCGUCAAGCAGGAGGUGCGUAGGUUGAGGAAAGGGAUAAGUUAUGAGGCGUGGAAGAGAAUCCAGGAGGAGGCUGUUGCGAGGCGUUGGGAAGCCGGUGAGGAACCUUCUUAG
Molecule: messenger RNA, 360 nt
Organism: Pseudocercospora fijiensis CIRAD86
Lineage: Eukaryota; Fungi; Ascomycota; Dothideomycetes; Mycosphaerellales; Mycosphaerellaceae
Exons: 1
Coding region: 1-360 (119 amino acids)
Source: RefSeq, a predicted model, not a curated record